Molecule: messenger RNA, 505 nt
Organism: Closterium sp. NIES-67
Lineage: Eukaryota; Viridiplantae; Streptophyta; Zygnematophyceae; Desmidiales; Closteriaceae
Source: the annotation of a GenBank genome assembly
UCGAUUGGGAGUCCUUUGGGAGCAUCCGCGAGAGGAAGAAGAGGAAGAGGAAGACCUCCACCGUGAAGCGUUCGAGAAAGGAAAAGGGCUCGGGAAAGGGAAGGGGAAGGGGAAGGGGAAGGGGAAGAGGGCACGGGAGGAGGAGACGACGACGACAAGGAGAGGAAGUCCGCGGACCAUGGGAUCUCGGCGUGGGAGAGGGGGGAGGGGUUGGGGGGGGGGUCGGAAGAGGAGGAGGACGACGACGAGGACGACGACGAGGAAGUGGAGGAAGAGGAAGUGGAGGCCGAGGAGGAGGACAAGGAGGAUUCGGGGGAGGAGGAGGAGGAGGAGGAGGAGGAGGAGGAGGAGGAGGAGGAGGAGGAGGAGGAGGAGGAGGAGGAGGAGGAGGAGGAGGAGGAGGAGGAGGAGGAGGAGGAGGAGGAGGAGGAGGAGGAUGAGUAGGGGAGGAGGAGGGGUAGGAGGAGGGGUAGGUGGAUGAGGAGGAGGAUGGGUAGGAGGUAGU